AUCAGUUCCCCUUGCUGACAACAAAGAGAGUUUUCUGGAAAGGCAUCCUGGAGGAGUUACUAUGGUUUAUUAAGGGAUCAACAAAUGCAAAGGAGCUAUCGGAGAAGGGAGUAAAGAUCUGGGAUGCCAACGGCUCCCGUGCCUUCCUAGACAGCCUGGGCUUCACAGAGAGAGAGGAGGGGGACCUCGGACCUGUGUAUGGGUUCCAGUGGAGGCACUUUGGUGCAGAGUACAAAAACAUGCACACAGAUUACUCAGGGCAAGGUGUGGAUCAGCUGCAGAAUAUCAUCGACACCAUUAAGAAAAACCCAGAGGAUCGGCGGAUCAUCAUGUGUGCAUGGAACCCCAAAGACCUACCUCUUAUGGCUCUGCCCCCCUGCCACGCCCUCUGCCAGUUCUAUGUCUGUGAUGGAGAGCUGUCAUGUCAGCUGUACCAGCGCUCGGCCGACAUGGGUCUAGGGGUGCCUUUCAACAUCGCCAGCUAUGCCCUUCUCACCUACAUGAUCGCACAUAUUACAGGACUUAAGCCAGGUGACUUUGUCCACACUCUGGGAGACGCUCACAUCUACGUCAACCAUGUCAAACCUCUAGAAGAGCAGCUGCAGAGGGAGAUUCGUCCAUUUCCGAAGCUAAAAAUCAAGAGAAAGGUAGAGAGCAUCGAUGACUUCCAGGCGGAGGACUUUGAGAUCUGUGACUACAACCCGCACCCCACCAUAAAGAUGCAGAUGGCUGUGUGAAACCAAAUCCUUGAAACAUUAAGGGCGAUCAUUUUCCCAGCUUAACUGUGUGCCUUUUAAAACUUGACAAGAUGGGUUUUAUUCAAGACUUUGUUUUGCAUUUUUGGUUACAAACUGUUUCACUUUAUUCAGAAAACGUUUCCUUAUGUUAACGCU
Molecule: messenger RNA, 893 nt
Organism: Cyprinodon variegatus (sheepshead minnow)
Lineage: Eukaryota; Metazoa; Chordata; Actinopteri; Cyprinodontiformes; Cyprinodontidae
Product: thymidylate synthetase
Exons: 6
Biological process (GO): dTMP biosynthetic process
Cellular component (GO): cytosol; mitochondrion
Molecular function (GO): thymidylate synthase activity
Source: RefSeq, a predicted model, not a curated record